CUUUUCACUUGAAUUUCUCUUCUUAUACAAUGCCAAACCCCUCUCUCUAUAUAUAUUUAUCAGAACUUAUCAUACAUCCAUUUCAACUUAACAAACAUUAAAGAUUUUAACAAAUGGAGGAUCUCCCAACUGGGUUUCGGUUUUAUCCGACUGAAGAGGAGUUAGUUUCCUUCUAUCUACUCAACCAGCUUGAGGGACAGAAACAAGAGCUGCAUGAUGUCAUUCCAGUUAUGAACCUCUAUGACAUAGAGCCAUGGCAGCUUCCGAAGUUUGCUGGAAGGUCAUGCCAAGGAGAUACUGAGCAGUGGUUUUUCUUCACGCCGAGACAGGAGAGAGAAGCACGGGGUGGGCGACCCAGCAGAACUACACCUUCCGGGUACUGGAAGGCCACGGGCUCUCCUAAUUAUGUUUACUCCUCCGAUAAUCGAGUGAUUGGAGUGAAGAAGACUAUGGUUUUCUAUAAGGGAAAGGCUCCAACUGGGAGAAAAACCAAAUGGAAAAUGAAUGAGUAUAGAGCCAUUGAAGGAGGAGCCAAUCCAUCCAAGGAUGCUAUUCCAAGGCUUCGGCAUGAAUUCAGUUUGUGUCGAAUCUAUGUGGUGUCUGGAAGCUUUCGAGCAUUUGACAGACGCCCCUUAGAUGCUUCAGUAAGAGAGACACGACCUCCUGCUGAUGGGGCUACAACAUCAACUCAGGACACCACAACAGUAGCCAGGACAAGCUCACCAGAAACUUCGUACUCUGGAGAGGACCAUAUUGAUCUUCCAGAGACUACAGGAGAUACCAAUUUGAGGAUGGUUGAUAAUCAAGAAAUGCCUCUAUGGGACUGGGAAGAGCUGGAUUGGCCUUGAUUAAACCAUUGGUGGGUCUCUGAAGGCUGCAAGACAGCCCUUUUCCACUUUGUUUCUACAACAAGAAUGUGCAACCAUGAAAGUAGAUUACCUUACUACGUAGCAUAAAUAUUUAUAUAUAUAUUCAAUAAAACUAUGUAUAUUCAGUUUUGAGAGUAUCCAAGAUAACAUGUCAUUAUGUAUUGAGUGAUUUUUGAAUUAAAGAUAAAGUACCACCUAAUCACAUGAUAUAAAAUUAUUUGAGUACCUAA
Molecule: messenger RNA, 1099 nt
Organism: Mangifera indica (mango)
Lineage: Eukaryota; Viridiplantae; Streptophyta; Magnoliopsida; Sapindales; Anacardiaceae
Product: NAC domain-containing protein 90-like
Exons: 3
Coding region: 114-848 (244 amino acids)
Biological process (GO): regulation of DNA-templated transcription
Molecular function (GO): DNA binding
Source: RefSeq, a predicted model, not a curated record